GAAUCUACAGACACCCGGAGCCCGACAACACCCGAAUCUACAGACACCCGGAGCCCGACAACACCCGAAUCUACAGACACCUGGAGCCCGACAACACCCGAAUCUACAGACACCCGGAGCCCGACACACCCGAAUCUACAGACACCCGGAGCCCGACAACACCCGAAUCUACAGACACCCGGCCCUCUGCACAGAUAGGAAAUGGCCCAUGUCAGGAAGGUCUCGAUCCCGGAGAACGUUUACCGCAUCCUCCUCAGCAGACAGAGCCAUGUGAACGACCUUUUCAUCAGGAGAUUCCAGUGCACGGCCGAGGUGACGGGGCCCAGCACUGCGGCGGGGUCUGCAUCACUCAAGGUGUAUGAGAAGCGGCACCUCGGGGGGACUCUUAUCAGUGUGUGGAGGGACGACCUCACCCGACAGGACGCUGAUGUGGUGGUGAACGCAGCUAAUGAGAAAUUGGGGCACUGGGGAGGGCUGGCAUUGGCCUUGGUGAAGGCCGGAGGACAACAGAUCGUGCAGGAAAGUAAAGAUUGGAUCUCUAAGAAGGGAACACUAAGGGCAGGAGACAUCGCGGUGACCACCGCAGGAACGCUGCCCAGCAAACAGAUCGUCCAUGCGGUGGGGCCACAGUGGUCUGCAGCCAUUUCAGAGAGAUGUGUGGCUCAGCUGACGGAAGCCAUUAGUAAGGUGCUGGACUACGUGUGUGGCCAGAGAGACCUGCACUCCGUGGCCAUCCCAGCGGUCAGCUCCGGCAUCUUCGGCUUUCCUCUUGACUUCUGUGCUGAAAUCAUAGUGAAGACAGUGGACACGUUCUGCUCCACUAAGGGCAAAGGUCACCUAAAGGAGGUCCGGCUGGUGAACUACGACGACAAAACCGUGCAAGCCAUGAAGAUAGCGUGCGAGAAGCAGCUGGGGAACAGUGAUAUGCCUAGCGGUGCAGCGUCCUCCUACCCAGCAGCAGCAUCCUCCUCCUACCCAACAGCAGCAUCCUCCUCCUACCCAACAGCAGCAUCCUCCUCCUACCCAACAGCAGCAUCCUCCUCCUACCCAACAGCAGCAUCCUCCUCCUACCCAACAGCAGCAUCCUCCUCCUACCCAACAGCAGCAUCCUCCUCCUACCCAACAGCAGCAUCCUCCUCCUACCCAACAGCAGCAUCCUCCUCCUACCCAACAGCAGCAUCCUCCUCCUACCCAACAGCAGCAUCCUCCGCCUACCCAGCAGCAGCAUCCUCCUCCUACCCAACAGCAGCAUACCCCUCCUACUCAGCAGCAGCAUCCUCCUCCUACCCAACAGCAGCAUCCUCCGCCUACCCAGCAGCAGCAUCCUCCUCCUACUCAGCACAACCCAAGCAUUUUCAUCACGAGGUGUCUCUGUCUGUCAAUGGCCUGAAUCUUCACCUUAAGACUGGAUGUAUUGAGGAUGAGAAGACAGAAGUCAUUGUGAAUUCAGUCGCCUCAAGUCUAAACCUUGACUAUGGAGUCAUAUCCAAAGCCAUUUACAGUAAAGGCGGCUGGCAGAUGCAGGAGGAGAUCUGGAAGAAAAGUCAGUGGAACGCCGCCAUGAUCCCUACACGUGGCUACAACCUGCCCUGCAAAUAUGUCUACCAUGUGAAAUUACAGGGUGCCCGGGUCAAUGAGCUCCAGUCUCUACGAGAAGUCACCAAAGAGUGUCUGAAGACAGCGCAUCAGCACAGAUCACCGUCCAUCUCAUUCCCAGCUUUGGGGACUGGAAAUAUUGGUUUGCCGAAAGAUACGGUGGCAGACAUUAUGACGCAGUGUGUUCUUGACUUCGCCAGACAAAACCAGCGCAAGAUGGACGUGUAUUUUGUUAUCCACCCAAAAGACGCUGACACAUUAAAGGCUUUUCAGGACAAGUUCAGAAAAACUGACCUCAUGAGAGAUAAUAAGAUGGCGGAGCCUACCGAGAGAUGGAGAGCAUCGGAGCCGCCAGGUGAAGGAACAUACGUGACCAUCAGUGGAGAGCGCAGGGAUGAUGUGGAUGAAGCGGCGGUCUGGCUCCAGGGGGUCCUCUCCUCUACCCCGAUGUUCAUACACAACAAUCUCCUGCUGCUCUUUGGAGUUGAAGAAUUUGACUCUUUAGCAUCUGGUUCCUCCAUUGCUGAUAUAACAGAAGAUCUGAGCAAUGGGAGAGUCACCCUACAGAUCAGCGGUCCUCAGCCGGACAAGGUGAUGGCGGCCGUACAGGCAGAGCGCCUCCUCCUGGAUGUUCAGGAGAAAGUGGCCGAGUCCCUGGAGGAGGAGCUGCUGGAGGCCGCAGUCAUCUGGUUCUAUGAAAGUCCAUCGGGAAGUAAAAAAUACUCAGCAAAAGCCACCAGAGAACUGGAGAAAGCCUUCGCCUCCGGAACCAAUGUCACCUUGAGCGCAACGCCCGGUCAUGUGAUUGACAUCAAGAACUUCACAGCACAGGAGGGAGGGCAAAGGUUAUCCAUCCGGAGACAAUGUUUACGCGGCUCUAACCAGACUGAGAAGAGACCACCACAGACCAAUCGGGUGAAGUCAGACAAAGACUGGAGCACGGAAUUCAGGACAGCGGGUCUCAUGAUUGUGACGAUGGAAAAAGUGCAGAAUAAGCUGCUGGACGGAGUCUUCCAGACCAAGAAGGAGGCGGCGGAGAAAAGGCAGAAGAAGCCGAGCACCGCGCAGAUGUAUCAGCUUGUGCCCAGACGGUUCCUGAAGGACAUCCGUGCUGCCGGAUUCCACAGACUGUACGUCACACCCACAGAAACGAAGUACGGAGUGGGGGUUUACUUCAAGAAGUCUCUGCACAACAUCACCCAGAGGUUCCAAGUCCCGAAAGAGAAGGACGGGCUCCUGUAUAUCGUCCAGGCUGAGGUGGUGACUGGCGCUGCCACCAACUAUAGCAGGACCCAGCCGGUUCUCCCCUGCGGGGGCCCAGAUGCUCUGCAGGUGUAUGAGAGCGUGACAGAUGGGGGGUUCUCUGCAGAGCAUUACUCCAUAUUUGACCGUUUCCAGGCAAAUCCCCAGUACGUCUUCACCUGCCGUACGAAAUAACGCUGUGCACUUCCAGCCCGCAGCACCGCUGUGCCUCGUAUUACCUGACGGACUCAUAACUUUUCACUACAGCUGCGUACACGUUACGAAUGUCAUAAAACUGCAGCAAACUACCGUAUUUUUCGCCCUAUAGGACGCACCGGCGUAUAAGACGCACCCAAUUUAUAAGUGCAAAAUCUAAAAAAAAUAAAGAUUUUGAACCCAAUAGUGGUCCUCAACCUGCGGACCUCCAGAUGUUGCAAAACUACAACUCCCAGCAUGCCCGGACAGCCG
This is a messenger RNA of Hyla sarda, 3306 nucleotides long. RefSeq names its product poly(ADP-ribose) polymerase family member 9 (gene PARP9). Gene Ontology annotation, molecular function: transcription corepressor activity; ubiquitin-like protein ligase binding. The transcript is spliced from 9 exons. Gene Ontology annotation, biological process: negative regulation of gene expression; positive regulation of type II interferon-mediated signaling pathway. The coding region runs from base 202 to 3033 and encodes 943 amino acids. Lineage: Eukaryota; Metazoa; Chordata; Amphibia; Anura; Hylidae. The record is from RefSeq and is a predicted model, not a curated record. Gene Ontology annotation, cellular component: nucleus; cytoplasm.